Messenger RNA from Branchiostoma floridae (Florida lancelet), 2504 nucleotides. RefSeq names its product fumarate hydratase class I, aerobic-like. The record is from RefSeq and is a predicted model, not a curated record. Bases 98 to 1813 code for a protein of 571 amino acids. The transcript has 12 exons. Lineage: Eukaryota; Metazoa; Chordata; Leptocardii; Amphioxiformes; Branchiostomatidae. Gene Ontology annotation, molecular function: fumarate hydratase activity. Gene Ontology annotation, biological process: generation of precursor metabolites and energy.
UUUUUUUAACCUUUGACCUUUUGUAGGUCAGAUUAUGACGAACAGCUGAUCCGAGCAAAGCUAGCACUUGUCAGGGUCACGAAGAUUGUUCGCCAAGAUGCUGGGUUGUCGGCACCUGAGUAGACUGCUGAGCAGGACACAGCUGUUGCCGCACCUGACCAGGGCAAAGGCAACAGCUGCGGCACCUGACGCAAAGUCCUUCUUCUACCAGGACGUGUUUCAGCCUGAGAAACCCCUGGACACUCCCUAUAGGAAACUCACAGGUGACUAUGUGUCCACGUUUGAGGUCCAGGGUAAGACCUGUCUGAAGGUGGAGCCUGAGGCUCUGACCCUGCUGACCCAGGAGGCCAUGGUGGACAUCGCACAUCUGCUCCGCCCCGCACACUUGGCGCAACUGAGAAAGAUCCUUGACGACCCCGAGGCGUCCCCUAAUGACAAGUAUGUCGCCAUGGAGUUUCUAAAGAACGCAAAUAUCGCGGCUGCCAAGGUGCUGCCAGGAUGUCAGGAUACGGGCACCGCCAUUAUCAUGGGUAAGAAGGGCCAGUAUGUGUGGACAGAUGGAAAUGAUGAAGAACACCUGGCAAGAGGGGUCUACAACACUUACACACAGAAGAACCUUAGAUACUCACAGGUGGCACCCUUGGACAUGUUUAAAGAAGCCAACACGAAGACGAAUCUCCCGGCGCAGAUUGAGCUGUACGCCACGGGCUCCGACACCUACAACUUCAUGUUCAUUGCCAAGGGCGGGGGCUCGGCCAACAAGACCUUCCUGUACCAGCAGACAAAGGCUCUUCUUAACCCCGAAAAACUCACCAAGUUCAUCGAUGAAAAAAUCAAGACCCUAGGGACAGCUGCCUGCCCACCCUACCACCUGGCCAUCGUGGUGGGAGGACUGUCUGCUGAGAUGACACUCAAAACGGUCAAGCUGGCCUCCACAAAGUACCUGGACUCUCUGCCCACUUCAGGAAACGAGCAUGGAAGAGCGUUCCGGGAUGUAGAACUUGAGGAACAGGUGCACAAGCUGUCGCAGGUGAUGGGAAUGGGCGCGCAGUUCGGCGGGAAGUAUUUCUGUCACGACGUGCGGGUGGUGAGACUGCCUCGUCACGGAGCGUCCUGUCCGGUGGGAAUCGGUGUCUCAUGCUCCGCAGACAGACAGGCACUAGGAAAGAUCACAGCGGACGGCGUGUUUCUGGAACAGCUGGAGGAGGACCCCUCCAAGUACCUCCCAGAGAUCAAGACUGACCAGCUGAGCGGGGAGGUGGUGCAGAUCAACUUGAACCAGCCAAUGAGUGAGGUUCUGAAGAUCCUGAGCCAGUACCCGGUGAGAACGCGGCUGAGUCUGAGCGGCACCAUGGUCGUGGCUCGGGACAUCGCCCACGCCAAGAUCCAAGAGCUGCUGGACAGCGGGCAGCCCAUGCCACAGUACCUCAAGGACCACCCUGUGUACUACGCUGGACCUGCCAAGACACCAGAGGGUUACGCCUCCGGCUCGCUGGGCCCCACCACUGCCGGCAGGAUGGACAGUUACGUGGACUCGUUCCAGGAGCAGGGAGGGUCCAUGGUCAUGCUGGCCAAGGGCAACAGGAGUAAGCAGGUAACCAAGGCAUGUAAGAAGCAUGGCGGAUUCUACCUGGGGUCCAUCGGAGGCCCUGCUGCGGUGCUGGCCGAACACAGCAUCAAGAAACUGGAGGUUCUGGAGUACCCCGAGCUGGGCAUGGAGGCCGUCUGGAGGGUCGAAGUCGAGAACUUCCCGGCUUUCAUCGUUGUCGACAACAAGGGAAACGACUUCUUCAAAGAAUGGCAAACAGAGUGAAGAUGUUUGGAGAAACUACUGCAGUAUUAAUAGAAAGUUUAUUUGCAAAUUCUUGCCCGAGGGCUAAUUGCAACAUGGGAUAUACAGAAUACACAGUAAGCAUACAUAACAUAUAUAAGACUUUGGUAAUUCUAUUAGACUUCAAGACUUGACUUGACUUGACUUUAUUUUGAUCCACAAUUAGCUUCAGUUAGCUAUUCUCCCAGUGGUCCUCCACAUAAAAUACAUCAAUACAAUAUCACAUAACGGACAUGACAGAAAGAUAACAAAGAUAAUCACACUAAAAUUACAUCAGAUACAUCAUACAUAUGUGCAUUACAAGAAGAUCUGAUUGGGAUAACUUGUCAAAACUCUUUGUUAAAUUGAAACAAAUAUAAUUUUUGCAGCAUGACAUGUAUACGUUUGUCAAUGUGUUUGCCCGAUUUAUUUCUUAAUGUCUGUCAUAGGAAUAAGGCUUUUACUUCAAGAAGAUCACACUGGGCUAAAUUGUCAGAACUCUACGCUAAAUUGAAACAAGUACAAUUUUUCAUCAGCAUGACCUACACAAUGAAUUUGUUAGUCAAUGCGACUCUUGUAGAUGCCCAAAUUAUUUCUUAAUGUCUGUCAAAAUAUUAAGGUUUACAUUUUUGUGGGAGCUAUUGGCCCAAAUGCUAUGAAUGCUGUUUAUCAAUAAAGCCUGAAUAUGUUGUGA